Molecule: messenger RNA, 971 nt
Organism: Drosophila biarmipes
Lineage: Eukaryota; Metazoa; Arthropoda; Insecta; Diptera; Drosophilidae
Gene: Rpp30
Product: ribonuclease P protein subunit p30
Exons: 5
Coding region: 69-956 (295 amino acids)
Biological process (GO): tRNA processing
Cellular component (GO): nucleolar ribonuclease P complex
Molecular function (GO): RNA binding
Source: RefSeq, a predicted model, not a curated record
AUAGCUGAUAUCGCCAUCACUACCAGGUGCACGCUUUGGGGCUUCUGCAAAUUCAAAACAAACCAGAGAUGGAGCAAACAAGGCCUUUCUACGACUUCAGCAUCCCCUUCAACAAGGACGACUCGGUGAUGAGGGCCCUGCUCAAAGAGCUGGUGGAGUUGGGCUACAAAACCAUAGCCAUCGACCAGAGUUUCGACCACAGCAAGAAGGACGCCGGCAAACGGGGAUCCGAGAUGUUUCCCGAGCCCCACAAGAUCGAGCACCUGCGCAGGGAGUUCCAGGACAAGCUGCGCAUUCUGCAAAGGAUCACGAUUCUCUAUGUGGACGUUAACGUGGCGCAUGCCAUGAGUGUCUCCCUGAACCUGCGAAAGUUCAACCUUGUGGCUGGCCAACCCAAAACUGACGCCGCCUUGACUCACUGCUGCACCGCCUUCAACGGGGACCUGAUCACCUUCGACCCUGUGGCUGGAUCCCGGCUGUUGGUCAACCGAAAGGCCUACCAGGUGGCUGUGCGUCGCGGCAUGUUCUUCGAGAUCAAGUACGCGCCUGCGAUAGUCGACUCGAAUAACAGGAAGGACAUGAUUAAGCUCGCCCAGAACUACUGCACCAAAGGAAAGUCCAAGAACAUCAUCUUCAGCAGCGGAGCGGCUCACGAGUUCCAGCUGAGAGGCCCCUACGAUGUGGCCAACCUGGCCUUCAUUUUCGGAUUGUCGGAGGACCAAGGGAAGAACGCCGUGGACCGGCAUUGCCGGCAGCUCUUCCUGAAGGCUGAGUCCCGUCGCCUGGGCAAGACCAUCAUGUUUGUCAAGGGCAACGGACCCGUUGCGUUCUCGGACAGCUCGGAGGAUGAAAAAAGCGAGGGGGACGAUGAAAUGGAGAGUCUAAAGGCGGAGGAGGAUGAUGCUGAAGUUGAGGAUGAAAAAAGGCCAGCCAAUAAAAGACUGAAAGUGGCGUAGCACCAAAUGUUAAUG